CUUUCGAGCUACUGAGGUUCCAAGGACUCGGCAUCCUUGGACCCCUCCUCCACAUUCAGAUAACGUAUCCUAGCAAAUAUUCCUGUACCAAGACUCCAUCGUCCCUCGGCAUCCAGAUAAGAAAACAUAAGUAGCAGCUCUGCUGCUUCGCCUUUUUUUUAAGUUCGCCGUUCCCCCGGAUCGCUGUAAUAUUUCUUGCAGCAAAAACGCCACAUCCGUUUCCUGAACGGGGUGCAUAUCACGACACCGUCAAUAACCAAAUAAACAAUCGUGAUGGGUGCAGAGAAAGAUGUGGCCCAGACGGGGUUCCCCCCUGCUCACAGUCCUCUGAGGGACGAAGAGAGUGUGAUUGUGACCACCACGACGGAUUUGCAUCGCAGAUUGAAUAACAGACAAGUUCAACUCAUCGCAAUUGGAGGCUCAAUCGGAACAGCGAUUUUCGUCUCAAUUGGCGGUGCCCUCAUCAAUGCCGGACCUGGAAGCUUGCUCGUAGCAUGGAUCCUCUACUCGUGUAUCAUCGGUCUCGUCAAUAAUUGCAUGGCUGAGAUGGCGACCUACAUGCCCGUCAGCGCCAGUUUUAUUCGUCAUGCUGGUCAUUGGGUUGAUGAUGCCUUCGGAUUCAUGGCUGGCUGGAAUUUUUUCUUCUACGAGGCUAUCUUGAUUCCAUUCGAGAUUGUCGCAUUGAAUCUUGUCUUGACGUUUUGGAGAGAUGAUAUCCCUGUUGCUGCCGUAUGCUGUGGAUGCAUUGUGGCUUAUGGGCUUCUAAACGUUUUGGCAGUCCGAGUCUAUGGCGAGGCAGAGUUCUGGCUGUCUGGAGGGAAAGUUUUCUUGGUAGCCAUCGUAUUCUCGUUCACGUUCGUGACCAUGUGCGGAGGAAACCCAAAGAAUGAUGCAUAUGGCUUCCGCAACUGGAACUCUCCAGAACCUUUCUUGGAGUAUCUUUCAACUGGUAGUCUUGGCAGAUUCGAGGGUUUCCUCGCCGCUCUAUGGCAAGGAGCUUUCACCAUCGUGGGACCUGAGUAUAUCGCGAUGGUCGCAGGUGAAGUUCGAAACCCAAGACCUGUGUUGAAGAAGGCCUUCAAAACAGUCUACAUCCGAUUCGCUCUCUUCUUCAUCGGCAGCGCUGUUUUCGUUGGCAUCGCUCUGCCUCCCAACGACCCGACUCUGAACCGAAUUCUUACAAGUGGCAGCGGUGCUGGGACAGGUGCUGCAUCUCCUUACGUUAUUGCCAUGCAGAACCUGGGAGUGGACGGACUCCCACAUCUAGUCAACGCCCUACUUAUCACAAGUAUCUUCUCUGCCGGAAACACCUACGUGUAUUGCGCAACACGAACUCUUCACGGCUUGGCGACAGAUGGCCACGCGCAUCACUUCCUGCGCAAAACAACGAAAAACGGCGUUCCACUUUAUUGUUUCGCUAUCGUCAUGAUCUUUCCAUUCAUCUCGUUACUUCAAGUCUCGAACAGUUCCGCGGUUGUUAUCACAUGGCUCGUCAACCUUAUCACCGCCGGUGGCCUCAUCAACUUCAUCGUCAUGUCCAUAACCUACAUAUUCUUCUACAAAGCCUGCAAGGCCCAGGGACUCGACCGCCGAACUCUCCCAUACCGCGGCUGGUUCCAACCAUACAGCGCGUACAUCUCGUCCUCCUUCCUGAUCCUCGUCGUCUUCACCUACGGCUACUCUGUAUUCCGCAAGGGUGGAUGGGAUGUUGGAACUUUCUUCACCUACUACACCAUGUUGAUCUUGGCGCCCAUUAACUUUUUGGGAUGGAAGUUGCUCAAGAAGACGAAGUUUGUCAAGGCUGCGGAGUGUGAUUUGGUUUGGGAUUUGCCUGCUAUUGAGUUACAUGAGGAGGAAUGUGCUAAUGAUGCGCCGUUUUUCUCGAUUCGGAAGUCAUUCAGAGAGAAGGUUUUAAGACGUGGCUGA
This is a messenger RNA of Cadophora gregata, 1926 nucleotides long. RefSeq lists its product as uncharacterized. Gene Ontology annotation, biological process: amino acid transmembrane transport. The coding region runs from base 274 to 1926 and encodes 550 amino acids. Gene Ontology annotation, molecular function: amino acid transmembrane transporter activity. The transcript has 7 exons. NCBI's taxonomy places the organism in Eukaryota, Fungi, Ascomycota, Leotiomycetes, Helotiales, Ploettnerulaceae. Gene Ontology annotation, cellular component: membrane. The record is from RefSeq and is a predicted model, not a curated record.